AUGACUUCUCAAGACACAUUCCACUGGCGAUACGAUGAACUUGACGACAAGAACUUCCAGAUCCGAGGCCGUACACUCUUCUUCAUCAUCGUACUAUUUUCUGUCGUCAUAUCAAUAACCUUAAUCUUCCUCUACAUCCGUUGGAUCUGCCGCUUUUCUUCUUCUCCUUCUGCUACCGUCACCAAUACGACAACGUUUUCACGAACACAAGGGCUGGAUUCCGCUGUGAUUGAUGGUCUACCAAUUGUUCUACAUCACCGGAAUUCUACGACGUCGUUGGGGGUGGAUGAGUGUUGUAUAUGUCUUGGAGUGUUUGAAGAAGGGGAGAAAGUGAAGGUGUUGCCCAAGUGUUUUCAUGAGUAUCAUUGUGAGUGUGUCGAUAAAUGGCUUACUACUCAUUCUAGUUGUCCUAUUUGCAGAGCUCCUAUCCUGGUUGACUCACCGGUUUGA
This is a messenger RNA of Helianthus annuus (common sunflower), 450 nucleotides long. Its product is annotated as RING-H2 finger protein ATL66. NCBI's taxonomy places the organism in Eukaryota, Viridiplantae, Streptophyta, Magnoliopsida, Asterales, Asteraceae. The transcript has a single exon. The record is from RefSeq and is a predicted model, not a curated record. Bases 1 to 450 code for a protein of 149 amino acids.